Messenger RNA from Anisakis simplex (herring worm), 492 nucleotides. Lineage: Eukaryota; Metazoa; Nematoda; Chromadorea; Rhabditida; Anisakidae. The record is from the annotation of a GenBank genome assembly.
UUUAAUUUCAGAUGUCCUACGCCAUCACUUACUCGGCUACCAAAGAUACCAGCCGAUUCACAGAGUUUGAAGUCUCGUCUUGCGAUCGCAGUGAGUGUCGACGGUCCACCUUUGGCCUAUACGAACUUUACGUUUUACGAUUGUUCACGCUUUGUGUCAUGCAUUCAGUGUGUGAAGAGUGCAUUUGCAUGCGACUGGUGCAUUGAGUCGGAUCAGUGCGUUGCGGGAACGACCACAGAGAAUCGUUGUCGUGCGCAACACAUCGUCAACGGUCUGGCCAGAUCAGGACCGUCACGCAGGAAAGGUCCUUCGCAUUGCCCGCAUAUGGUGGCGGAUGAGUUGGAAUUCUAUGUAGCGAACGGUAAAACACGGCAAAUAUCAGUGCGUGCGAAGAAUGUGCUCGAUUUUAUGACUGAUUUCAAGUGUCAAUUCAAAAUUGAGCAUAGUAUUCAUGAGCGAUUGGCCAGGAAACAAGGCGAUGUGAUCGUGUGA